GGCCGGAGCCGCAGACAGCGGCAGAGGAGGCGGAGGGCACGUCCUGACAGCGCGGAGCGGGGCAGCCGCAGCCCGACGGCGGGGCAUGGAGCCGCGCUAGGCGCUGCGGGCUGCCCCUGCCACGCGCCCGGAGCCCGGCUGCAAGGUCAAACUAUGUUGGUGCAGACCCUUUUGGCAGCCGGGAGACACGCCGGAUCCUGGUGACAGCAAUGUAAACUUGAAUUCAGCAGAAUCUCAGAAGUCCUGUAAAAUGGAGGAACUGUAUAAGGACACACAAAACCUGCCCAUGGAUGUUACCAGCAAUCCUUCCACAAUAGCCAACAAUAAACUAGAAAAUGGAGUUGCUCAGCUGAUAACAGCUGAAGCCUGGAACAUCAACUCAACAGACUUGAUGAAGAAAGCACUUUCUCCACUUGUGACUGUCCCAGCCCCUUCCAUCCUCACCCCACCCGCCGAGUCCCAAAGUGGGGUCGCUCUUAAAGUAGCAGCCACAGUGCUCCAGCCAAUUUGUUUAGGGGACAGCCCUGUGGUUCUGCCAAUACACUUGCAAGUAGCAGGGAGUACCACCCCUCAGAUUACUCCCAGCAACAAUACUCCCUACGUUAUGACAACUCAAGGUCCGGUUCCACUACCUGUCCUCUUAGAGCAACAUGUGUUUCAGCAUUUAAAUUCUCCACUGGUAUUACCUCAGGGUGCUCCCUGUGCUACAAAUCCCAUUCACAACAAUAUUUUCCAGGGUUCUUCUACCCCUGUUGCACAACCCCAGCUACUGGAUCAGAAACCAUCUAGCCAGACCCAGGAGCCUGUCCUACCCCCAGUGUUUCAGACACCGGGGUUUGCAGCAGUCCUUCAGGAUUUGUUUCCUUCCCAGGGCACCUUAGGCUCUACUCCCUGUCAGCCACCUCCCGAUUACUCUUCUCUCCCACCCCAGGCUUUUAGUUCCCCUCUGUCUCCAUUAGUACCUCCUGCCACCCUUCUGGUACCAUACCCUGUGAUUGUUCCUCUGCCUGUCCCAGUCCCCAUUCCUAUCCCUGUCCCGAUUCCCGUGCCUCACAGUCCUGAAUCCAAGGUCAACCCGGACUACCCCAAGACGCCAUCGUUCACUCCACAUUCCUGCAAAGGCACCCAAACCCCUCUGGAGAAGGAGGAGUCAAAACCCUUUGACUUCAUCCCCACAAGGGAAUUUUCACAACUUAAUCGCCACACUGUCAUCAAGAUGAGCAAUGAGAAUGAAGCCCUGGACCUCUCCAUGAAAACGAUGCCCUUGCUAAAGGCAAGUGAAGCCAGUCCUCAGGUCUCACCUGAAGAUGGAGCUUUAGACUUGUCCAUUGCUUCCUGUAGGAAGACGGGCAGUAUGGCGGUCCAGGCUGAAGCAGCUAGUGCCCUUUCCUCUGGCUCCAUAAUGGACAGUGCUGCUCAUGCCAUGGCAGAUAAACUCUCUGGUGUUGCAGCUCCUUUUAUCCCUUCAAAACCACAUGAAACCUCAGCCAAGGUUGACAGCAGAAUCAUCAGUAGCAACUCAUCCGAGCUCCUGAGACAACAGCAAAAGUGGCUGGUGGAUCAGACUAGCAGAACAUCCUGUGAGCCCAAGACUGGGAAUAAUAUUGAGAUCGUGAGCACUUCACAGACAGCCAAAGUGAUAGUCUCUGUCAAAGAUGCUGUGCCCACUAUUUUCUGUGGCAAGAUAAAAGGCCUCUCGGGAGUAUCCACCAAAAACUUUUCCUUCAAAAGGGACAUGCCACAGGACUCUGUGCUGCAGUGUUACGAUGUGAAGAAUCAGCCAGAGUCCAGGGAUAAUGCAGAAGCUCUUAGAAAACCUGUCAAAAACAGGAGUGUAAAGUUAAAGAAAAUGAACUCACCGGAAAUACAUAUUCUUCCAAUCAAGAAGCAACGGCUCGCUGCCUUUUUUCCAAGAAAGUAAAUUAUGAGUUUUUAGAAUUUUAAGAUAUAAUAAUAAUUAUUAUUAUGAAAUAAAAUAAAAUAACAUGCACUUGGUUUAAAAUGCAUUUAAAACUUUUAAACUAUCUCUGUAAGUUAUUUUUGGGGGGAAUGGAAGAAGUUCAUAUGUAGAUUCCCUAUAAGCUGGGGCUGUCGUUUUUUUUUUUUUGUUGGGGUUUUUUUGGUUUUUUGGUUUGGUCUUUCUGGUUGAUUUUUUUUUUUAAUUUUUUUUUUACUUUCAUGAAAAAGUAAAUAAAAAGCAACUUAUUUUUCAAGCGGAUUGCACAUUUUGCAGCUUUAAUGGAAAAAUGGAUGAGUCAGAGGGGUGAGAGCUAUUUUCACUGCCAUAAAGUGCUUUGAUGAUGUAAUUCUUAAUAAUGGGUAGAAUGGACAUUUCAAAAUAAAUGUUUGUAUGUGCUAAUUGGUUGCGGUAUUUUGUCAUUUAUAAAUUGCUUUCAUUCUAUGGAAAGGUUUGGCAAAAGUCUGUAAACUGUAAAGCACUACAAGUUUAUCUGUGUUAUAGCCCUAUAAUGUUAAGAUCACCAGGCUCAGAAAAAUUAUAUUGCGCAAUAGCACCAUCAGAGAGCACCUCUGAACAGCCAGUAAUGAUACGUUUUGAUCUGUCUUCAAUAAAAGUGAAAGAAAGAUUCAUGUUAUACAUAACAAACGCACAGGAAAUCCCAGCUUGAUUAGUAGAAACAAAUAUAGAUCAGUUUGUAAUUGCUAAACAUAAAUGCUGAUUUAAAAGGGAAAAACAGAACAAAACCUAAAAGUUGGGGGAAUUUGACAGCGGGUGAGGAAAAAACUCAUAAUUUUUCCCAGCCUGAAUAUAGAUAUAUGGAACAGUUGUUCAUUGUUAGUUUUACCAUUUCUUGAUGGCUGAAACCAAUGCACAUGAAAGAGUAGAACAAUGUAACUUUAUUACGUAACAGUGUAAAAGCCACCCACAUGAAUGGCAAAAUGUGAAUGUAAAAUUCAAAUAAAAAUUCUGCUAGGUAA
Molecule: messenger RNA, 2937 nt
Organism: Alligator mississippiensis (American alligator)
Lineage: Eukaryota; Metazoa; Chordata; Crocodylia; Alligatoridae
Gene: RAI2
Product: retinoic acid induced 2
Exons: 2
Coding region: 251-1921 (556 amino acids)
Biological process (GO): animal organ development
Cellular component (GO): nucleus
Source: RefSeq, a predicted model, not a curated record